GGCUUCACGUUUUUUUUUUCCCACUCACAGAGAGCAACAUGUCGACAGAUGAGAGGAUGGCCGAGGGGCCGUCCCAUAGCAGCCCCACACGCUCCACACCUGAAGAGCCCUCCCCAUCACUGAAGGGGAAAGACAGGGAUGAAGACAAACCAGCGACAUCCAGCUCUGCCUCCGUCAAAGCCUUCAAAAGUCAUUGCGUGAAAACCCUCCCUGCCUCUUCCUCACCCUCCUCUGCCUCAGGCAGGGCUAAGAUGAGUGUCUGUGGGCCAGGCAGCAAGGUGCAGCCGUCCACGCCUUCCUCCGUUCCUUCCGCUUCUUCUGGCCCUCCGCCCAAAGUCCAUCGUGCCCGUAAGACUAUGAACAGACCCCCUCUCGCACAGGUGCGCUCCUUUGAGGCAGCCGCAGUGACUCCAGACAAACCAGUGACAAGUGGCAGUUCUGACACUGAGACAGCAGUGAAGCGGCGUAAGGUGGCCACAGACCUGAAUUCUGCUGCGCCCCCUGCAGGCAGUCCAGCAAAAGUGUCAGAGGCACAACCAGAGCCACCUGUGGUGGAGAAGGUGGAGCCUGUAGCCACGGUGACGAAGGAGCACCAGGGUUGUUGGCUGGAGGAUCUAGAUGAUGAAGCCGAUGAGGAAGACUUUCACCUGAUGUACAACAGUUAUGCAGGAGAUGACGUGGUGUACUCCGACAGCAAGUCGGACGAUGGAAUGAUGUCUGGCCCGCUGGACGUCCGCAUGGGAGAGGAGGCGGGACAUCACUCUGAUCACGGUUCCCCUUCUGAGCAACCAAGAGGAAGCCCGAAGAAUAAAGGAGAGGGAGAAUCUCCAUGGAAACAGCCAGAAAAAGGCAGGGAAAAACCCACCCCACCAGCUGCAGAGGCAGAGAGAGAUGUAGCAGUUACUCCUCCAGCCGGGGGCUCCACUGACUAUACUGAAGUUCCCCUGGGCUCACUGGACAUCUCCACGGCAGACAGCCUUACACUCUCCCCUCACCCAGAUGGCAGUGAUAGGGAGAUGGAACGGUUGGAGGAGCUGCCGUUGUGUAGUUGCAGAAUGGAGGCACCCCGCGUGGACAGACUUACGGCACACGCCAACCGCACCUGCAUGGCCAUCGAGAGCAUUAAUGGACAGCUGGUGGGCUGUACCAAUGCGAUUGUGAAGGGGGAGACCAUGCGUCCGUCCAGCCGCGUGUCCCUGAUGGUGCUGUGCGAGACUCAUCGCUCCCACAUGGUGAAGCACCACUGCUGUCCAGGCUGUGGCUACUUCUGUCUGUCUGGAACAUUUCUGGAAUGUUGUCCGGACGUUCGCAUUGCGCACCGCUUCCACCGCGGCUGCGUGUCCGUCUUGGGAGGUGGGCGGGGCCGUGGUGGGAUGGGUGUCGGCCUCCUCUUCUGCCCACACUGUGGGGAAGACGCGUCGGAGGCGCAGGAGGUCACCAUCCCCCCAUCGACACCGUCGUCUGGGGCGGCCGUCAUCACGGCGACGGCCUCCUCCACCACCACCACGCCCUCGCUCCUCCCCUCCACGCUCACUGCGGCGACCACAGCGCUUAGCAACGAGAAGAGGACUGGUGAGCCAAUCAGUGCCAGGAUGCGCUGGCGUGGUGAGGUCAGGAAAGGUGCACAGCUUCAGCUGCAGACUGCCAACGCUGCCUCAGGAGGGAGCGGAGUCGAAGACGUGGUUGCUGUGGGCGAUGGGGGCGUGGACAGUGUGGGCCCCUCUCUGGUCCUGCCCAAUGGGAAGCCGGUCUGCCCCAGUGCACUACCUCCUGGAGACAGAAGGGCGGCGCUGCAGAGAGCAAUUCUUACCCAGGAUACGGAGAGGAGGAAGAAGCUGAGGUUCCACCCCCGCCAGCUCUACCCAGCAGCCAAACAAGGGGAGGUGCAGAAGGUUCUGCUCAUGCUCAUAGAGGGGAUCGACCCAGCGUAUCAGGCAGACUCUCAGAAUCGGCGCUGUGCUCUUCAUGCUGCUGCCCAGCGUGGUCUGGUGGAAAUCUGUUACCUGCUACUGCAGGCAGGUGCGAAAGUGGAUGCCCAGGAUAAGAGCCAGAGGACCCCUCUGUUAGAGGCCAUAAUUAACAACCAGGUGGAGGUGGCAAGAUAUCUCAUUCAAAGUGGAGCCUGUGUUUACCAUGUAGAGGAGGAUGGUUCCACAGGUCUUCAUCAUGCCGCUAAACUGGGGAAUCUGGAGAUUGUCACUCUGUUGCUGAACACAGGCCAGGUGGACAUCAAUGCCCAGGACAGUGGUGGCUGGACUCCAAUCAUUUGGGCUGCUGAACACAGACACAAAGAAGUGAUCAGAGCUCUGCUAAACCGGGGAGCCGACGUCACUCUCAAAGACAAGGAGAUGAAUGUGUGUCUUCACUGGGCCUCGUUUGCAGGAAGUGCUGAAAUCGCUGAGCUCAUCCUGAACGCUGGCUGCCCCCUCAUAUCAGUCAACAUGCACGGAGACACGCCCCUGCACAUUGCCGCCCGGGAGGGCUACCUCGCAUGUGUCACGUUGUUCCUUUCGAGGGGUGCAGACAUUGACAUCAUGAACAAAGAAGGGGACACGCCUCUUUCUCUGGCACGUGCUGAUUCGCCAGUGUGGGUGUCCCUCCAAAUCAACAGGAAGCUGCGCAGAGGGGUAGCCAAUCGGAUCGUCCGAACAGAGCGGAUCAUAUGCAGUGAUGUAGCUCAGGGCUAUGAGAAUGUUCCUAUCCCAUGUGUGAAUGGUGUGGAUGAUGAAGGCUGUCCAUCAGACUACAAAUACAUCGCCGAGAACUGUGAGACCUCCGCCAUGAACAUAGACCGCAACAUCACACACCUGCAGCACUGUAACUGCACUGACGACUGCUCAUCCAGUAACUGCCUGUGUGGACAACUCAGUAUCCGCUGCUGGUAUGACAAGGACCAGCGUCUCCUGCAGGAGUUUAAUAAGAUCGAGCCUCCUCUGAUAUUCGAGUGUAACCUGGCCUGUUCCUGCCACAAGACCUGCAAGAACAGAGUGGUGCAGGCGGGAAUCAAGGUGCGUUUGCAGCUCUACCGCACUGAGAAGAUGGGAUGGGGUGUGAGAGCUCUGCAGGACAUCCCACAAGGCAGCUUCAUCUGCGAGUAUGUGGGAGAGCUUAUCUCUGAUGCAGAGGCUGACGUGAGAGAAGACGACUCCUAUCUCUUUGAUCUGGACAAUAAGGAUGGGGAGGUGUACUGCAUUGACGCCCGUUACUAUGGUAACAUCAGUCGUUUUAUUAACCACCUGUGUGACCCGAACAUCAUCCCAGUGAGAGUGUUCAUGCUGCACCAGGACCUGCGAUUCCCACGUAUAGCCUUCUUCAGCUCACGGGACAUCCUCACAGGACAAGAGCUUGGGUUUGACUACGGAGACCGUUUCUGGGACAUUAAGAGCAAGUACUUCACGUGCCAGUGUGGUUCAGAGAAAUGCAAACACUCAGCAGAAGCCAUCGCCCUGGAGCAGAGCAGGCUGGCCCGUCUGGAAGCCUGCCCAGAGACAGGGCCCGAUCCUGGCCUGGCUGUGCUAGGAAACUCCUAGGCCUUUUCUGGAAGCCUUUGGGGUAGAACUGCUCUAGUACCCAGUGCACCCAGAGGUACUUGGGAGGAUAUGAUAGCAGACAGGUUGCCUUUACCAGUUUACAUACACAAUCAAAAUCUAGGGGUUGCAUUUGUCAACUUUCUGGUACUCUUAAAAAUGAACUGGCCAGUUUUAUUUGAUGCUAUACUUUGUAAAUCAAUAAUACACUUUCAAAAACAAAAACCCCACACAUUUUGAUUUUAUUGUCCUGGAUGAAGUAUGAAGUUUACCCAGGAAUCUCUGAUCUGUGAGAAACCUGUAAUGAGGAAAGAAAGUGAAGAUGAACCCAGCCAAAGCUUUCAGCGGUGUGUGUGAGCUAUCACAGAAACGGCAACACCAGAAGCCAUUGCUGGAGUGCAAGAAUAGAUGGCUGUUUGGUACCGCUUUAGUGGUGCCUUGUGGAAGUGCCGGAACACGUCCAACGUCCAGACUGUCCCUCUCAGACGGCACUGUGUCCUUAUUUCAUCUUUGGCUUGUAUGAAUUCCAGUAUAUUUUCCCGGUCACUGUUAUUUCUGUGAAUAAAUGUGAUUUGAUAGAA
Messenger RNA from Electrophorus electricus (electric eel), 4108 nucleotides. It is a transcript of the gene ehmt2, whose product is annotated as euchromatic histone-lysine N-methyltransferase 2. Gene Ontology annotation, cellular component: nucleus; chromatin. Gene Ontology annotation, molecular function: p53 binding; histone H3K9 methyltransferase activity; zinc ion binding. The record is from RefSeq and is a predicted model, not a curated record. NCBI's taxonomy places the organism in Eukaryota, Metazoa, Chordata, Actinopteri, Gymnotiformes, Gymnotidae. Gene Ontology annotation, biological process: negative regulation of transcription by RNA polymerase II; peptidyl-lysine dimethylation.